Messenger RNA from Leptopilina heterotoma, 3073 nucleotides. Its product is annotated as tubulin glycylase 3A-like. The transcript has 14 exons. The record is from RefSeq and is a predicted model, not a curated record. Gene Ontology annotation, biological process: cilium movement; protein polyglycylation; cilium assembly. Gene Ontology annotation, cellular component: cilium. The coding region runs from base 412 to 2925 and encodes 837 amino acids. NCBI's taxonomy places the organism in Eukaryota, Metazoa, Arthropoda, Insecta, Hymenoptera, Figitidae. Gene Ontology annotation, molecular function: ATP binding; metal ion binding; protein-glycine ligase activity, initiating.
CCGCUACUAUCAUCUGUCCUCAGUUCUUUAGAACACGCAAAUAUGUUCAGACAUCCAUCUCUUUUGUGGCUCUUUUAAAUUAAAUUUAAUAUCUUCGAAAAAAUUCAAUUAAAAAAUGUCAAUUAAUUGGAAAAAACAAUUAAUAAUUAAAAAAUUAUACAAUUAAUAAUAAAUUAAUAAUUUUAAUUUACCAAAAUGAUUAAUCGAUAUUAAAUAUUGAAUAAUUGGAAAUUAAUACAAUUUUAAUUAAAUGUUCGUGUUCUGUAUUUGGUGCUAAAUUCACUCAAGUAGAUAAAAAAAUGUCAAAGGUCGCAGUUGCAGUUCAGACAAGAAAGAAGGGCAAUGAAACUUUUCCCAUAAAUCUAAAAAUAUACGAAAUUACGGGCAAUAUUUAAUAUUGAGCUGCACUUAAUGAACGGAAAUAAUGAGAAAUUACAAUCAAAUUUGGAGUCAAGUGGGGAAAAAAAAUUGGAGAACAAUGAGGAGGAGAAAAAUUCGAAUAAUGAAGUCGUCGUGGAUCAAAAAUCGACAGUGUUGAUAGAACCGAAUAAUAAUAAUCCGGAGACGGAGACGAAAAUUAAUGACGAAUUAUUAGAAGCAAAAGAAGACGCAGUGAAUACAUUCAUUCCUCCGACACUUGAACAACGAUUUUUACGAAUUAAACAAAUAGUGAAGGACGCAAUAGUUGCUCAUCAUACAUUUAUGGUUUAUGGAAGAUCUCGAGUUGUACGAGAAUGUUUAUUGAAAAGAGGCUGGUGUGAGAAAUUCAACCGAAAACCCAAUAGUGCGGAACAAUUUUUAAAUGUGGAUUCAAGUCCAGUUGCUCUCCUAUCGGGAAUUGGAGAUCUCAAGGAUCAACAAAGUGAAAAACAAUUAAUUUCCAAGAUGCUCAGCAAUCAUCCCGUGGACUUUUUAUGGAAUGCAGGUUCAGAAUGGCCAUGCUGGCCGUCGCAGGAUAAUAAGACGACAAUUUUUAACCGAUAUUCCAGAGCUGGUUUCACGUCCAAGGUGGGCCUGUGUUCGAAUGUUAGGCAAAUGCAUUGGUAUUAUGAAGCAGGUGUGGCGAAUACACUUUUUCCACGAUGCUAUAACUUGUGCCAAAGCGAUCAAAUGCACGCUUUCAUUGAAGAUUUCCGAUUGACAGCGUGUUUUGGAUUGCUGAAAUGGUUGGUUGAUAAAAUCAACGCCGAGGGUGAAAAUUCCGCGAGGUCACCAACAGGCACGAUACCUUUGAAAGCGUUAGAUUUCGCUAUAAGAAGAUGUAGCGAUUAUAUCGGCGCUCAAUCACAUGAGGAUAUUGAUCAAGAAUCCGAGAGGGUAUGGUCACAUCAAUGGGACCAAUUUAUCUGCUGGUAUUACAAAAUUAUUCAAAAUCAAGCUCUCUUUGUUCGCAACAAUGUCCCCUUUCAAAAAUAUUUCCUCGCCUCUCGACACAUUUUGAAAAAGGCGAAAAAAUAUUGGCCUCAAUUGGACUUGGACGGCACUCUAAAUAUUUGGAUUUUGAAACCGGGUUAUAAAAGUCGUGGACGAGGAAUUGUAUUGAUGAAUAAAUUAGAGGACGUCUUGGUAAAAGUCAAUCCAGCAAAUAAAACCGAUACUCGUUUCGUUGUUCAAAAGUAUAUCGAGAGACCACUUUUAAUUCACGAUACAAAAUUCGAUAUUCGGCAAUGGUUCAUGAUAACGUGUGCUCAACCCUUAACUUUAUGGAUGUACAAAGAAAGUUACCUGCGAUUUUGUUCUCAAAAAUUUACACUAUCUGAUUUCCACGAAUCAAUUCAUCUCUGCAAUCAUGCAGUGCAAUGUAAAUAUACAAAUUGCAAUGACAGGGAUCCUUCACUGCCAAAUGACAAUAUGUGGGACGUGGCGACUUUUAAGGAAUUUCUAAAAAGCAAAGGUCACAGUGAAGCUUGGGACGAAUUGAUAUAUCCGGGAAUGAAACAGGGUUUGGUGGGCUCGCUUUUGGCCAGCCAAGAGGCGAUGGAUAGGAGAAGAAAUAGUUUUGAACUCUAUGGCGCUGAUUUUAUGGUAAUGGACGAUUUUUCCGUUUGGUUGAUUGAAAUUAACAGUCAUCCGGACAUGAGUUCUUCCAGUGCUGUUACUACUAGACUGUGUCGACAAGUAAUGGAAGAUGUUAUAAAAGUUGUCAUUGAUUUUCGAGAAGACAAAAAUGCGGAAACGGGACAAUUUGAAUUAUCCUACAAGCAACGAAUGCCAAGUUGUCAACCUUAUUUAGGAGCUGCUUUAUCUUUACACGGAACGAAAAUCACGCCGUACGAUAGAAAACCCGGUUCUUCGCCUCAUGAUUCAAAAUCCCACAUGUCGAAAUCACCGAUGGUGAGUUUAUCGCAGAAGAAAUCGAACGUUCAGAGCCAUAUUGGUCCGAUUAUUAUUGAUCUCAUCGAGGAAUUAGAAAUCCAACUGGAUCAAGAAUUCUCCUCUUAUUAUAAAGAAGAAUCUCAAAAGGAUACACUGCCAAUACUUGAGGUUCCUCAAAAAUUAUCUGAACCUGCGCUUACGGAAACAAGUGCAAAGAAACUUCGUCCUAUUGCAACUGCUGACAAUCAAAUUAAAAUUAGAACACCGAUUUCCCAGACGAAUUCAUCGAAAAGUCGAACACAAUAUAAAAAUCCGAUACAAAUUUCUAAAUCUGCCUCGCCCAGUAAGUGUUCAAAAUUAUCAUCGAAAAACAGGAGUAAUGACGAAAAGAUAAUUCGUUCGGCGGUGAAAAAAGCAAUGAAAAAAUAUAAAAGGAACAUUUUACAACCGGAAGUGCCUCAAUUGCCAUCUCUCGUGUCUCCUUUGCCCUCAAAAAGAAAUGCAACGUCCGAAAAAGGGAAAAUUCAAAAAAGACAAUACACAAAAACGAAAAAAAUUGAGGCUGACGUUCAUGACAUUUAUGCUCUCGGUCAAGGAAUUAAAGAAUAAAUUCUCGCUUCCAAAAUCACGAUGACGUUCAAGCUAAGAUACAAAAUAUUAAAAAUCUAUAUUUAAUUAUAUUAAAAUCUAUAUUUAAUUAUAUUUAAAUAUAUAUUAAAAUUCAGACUAUUUAAAUUAGAAAAAUAUUUUUCUCUAA